Messenger RNA from Toxorhynchites rutilus septentrionalis, 2989 nucleotides. It is a transcript of the gene MCU, whose product is annotated as calcium uniporter protein, mitochondrial. The transcript is spliced from 7 exons. Gene Ontology annotation, biological process: calcium import into the mitochondrion; mitochondrial calcium ion homeostasis. Gene Ontology annotation, cellular component: uniplex complex; mitochondrial inner membrane. NCBI's taxonomy places the organism in Eukaryota, Metazoa, Arthropoda, Insecta, Diptera, Culicidae. The record is from RefSeq and is a predicted model, not a curated record. Gene Ontology annotation, molecular function: uniporter activity; calcium channel activity. Bases 722 to 1939 code for a protein of 405 amino acids.
UCUUAGAACGACGGUCCUGCUUCACGACACGAGUUUCAGUCUUCUUUCGGAAACGGGACUCGUGUGAGCUUUGCUGGCUUGACUUUAGUGUCGCGUGGUGAAUUCCUGUAGGAGAGUUGAGUUUGUUGCUGCUGCUGGCUGUAAAAAUAUCUAAUAGGAAUUUUCGGAUACUAUCGUGUGGUGUGCGUGUUUUCGCUGUGCGCUGAUGCGAAGAAGGGAAGACCUUCGCGAAGGGGUGUGACAGGUUACUUUGCAUAAAUGCCGAUGCGGUGUCGCUAUCUACGUCUCGUCGAAAUUCGUUCCGAUUGAUGUAUGGGAUUGUUAGUGGAGUGGCUCAUUUUUGAUAGAGCAGGGUCAGCAUUGUGAUUUGGUGAAAGAAAUUUUUACAAUCUGCUGCUAUUAAAUUUGUUAUCUUGUGAGUAGGGAAAUCCGGUAGGAAAAUUGCGCUCCCCACACUGUGCGGUAUGUGGUUAGAUUAGAAAUUCUAAAGGAAAAAUAAGGAGAAAGUUCCCCGUUGUGUGCUUGUCAGAUCAGUGUAUUGUGAGAGAAGAGCAGGAGCAGAUUACUGCCUCUCCCAAUCUACUUUAGUGUCCAGUAAUUCAUUCAUACCGAUAGAAAUUCGUAUGAUCAAAGUGAUCUUCCGAUUUUUGUGAGUAAAUAGUGUGUGAGCUCGUGUUACUGUUUGUUUGUUGUGUGGUUUCAUUUCGUGUCAUCUUCGAAAAUGGCUCCCGGUGUGUGUAUUCGCAAAUGUCAGCUGCUGUUGAAGAUAGACCUGUCUCGGUGUGGAUUAAAGCCAUUUGCCGCCAGCUUCCACCAACUGCGUCAACAACAGCAUUAUCAACAGCAGCCUCCGUACGAAACAGCAACAACAGCGACGAAUCCCUGGUUUCGAAUAGCGAAAGGAUAUUGCACCUCGAGCAGCACAGAUGAUAGAAAUAGUUCCACCAGUAAUGUCAGUGAAGACGUGACCGUCAAGUACGUGAGGGGCCUGCCGCACAUCACCGUCCCACUGCCAAGUCGCAACGAGCGUUGCCAGUUCACGUUACGGCCCGUAACGCACAACGUUGGCAACUUUCUGGAGAUGCUAAAGGCUGAGGACCGUGGUAUCGACCGGGCGGCGGUGCUCAAUCGGGACGGAGUCCGGAUAGCGGCCUCCUGCUCGGUGGAACAUCUGAUGGACGACGAAUUUUGGUUGCACCUCAACGACAGACAAUACUACGUGAAACCACCGAAACGCGAAAAAAUUACCUCAGAAGAACUAACUAGACUAAGCGAUGUGCAGGCGCUGGUGGCACAGCUCUACGAGGCCCUCAACGUAAGCGAGCACCAAAUCAAGAAGGAGCGAGAAAUGACCAGUAAAUUGGAGGAACUGAACGAUAAGCUGGGUCCACUGGAGGUGAAAAAGAACGAACUCGACCAGAAGGCAGCCCGUCACACCAGUGCCCUCACCUGGGUGGGUCUGGGGUUGAUGUCGGUGCAGUUUGGGGUUCUGGCCCGAUUAACCUGGUGGGAAUACUCCUGGGACAUCAUGGAACCGGUGACUUACUUCGUCACGUACGGCACGGCGAUGGCUGCGUAUGCGUAUUAUGUGCUUACCAAACAGGAAUACGUUCUCCCGGACGUGAAGGACCGCCAGCAUCUGAUAACGCUGCACAAGUCGGCCAAGAAAGCCGGCGUCAAUCUGUCCGAGUAUAACGACAUCAAGCGACAGAUUGCCGAAAUCGAAUACGACCUGCGCCGAUUGCGGGAUCCUUUGUACAUGCACCUGCCGGCUCCCCCACCGAAGAUGGCAACCUACAGUGCCAGCGAGAUCGCCACCUCCAAGAAGCUACUGAAGGAAACGCUGGAAAAGGCUAGCGGAAGUAUCAACAAGCAGGCCGCUGCAAAGAUCACAUCCCUGCUGGAGGGCACUGGGAGCCCCUUCCGGAGCAAAAAAUAAAGUUUCCUAAAGUGUUAACCGAUGUUAACCGGGAUCGAAUCCCGUGUUGCCUACACUCGUAAAGGUGGUCUCCUACAAAACGAAUGUUCCGUUCUCUUCCUCUUCUUCUUCCCUCUGAGAGGCUAUUUUUCAGUAUCUUACUGUUUCUAGCAAUCAAGACUAAUUGUUCCAUUUUUCCUAGCUCCCCGUUUUAUCUUUCUGUCCAACUCUUCCCGACACAAUGACUGUUAACAGUUGAAAAGUUUGUACCGACGAAUCGUUUUUGUAAGUGAGUGAAAAAAAAGAUAUUGUUGGGCGCAUAAAAGAAGAAAAACAAACAACAAUCAUCAAUAUUACUGUUAAGAAUAAAUGAGCCGUAACAAAAUGCAAAUGUGACGAAAAAGCACAACCUUUCACUAUUAAGGAGUGGAAAACUCAAAACUGCAGUUACUGUAGAAAACGAAAAUCGCACAUUUCUACCAAUUAGAAUUAUGCAGAACAAAGAAAAAAAAACAAACUUUACUCAUUUUUACCCAUUGUUGCAACCAUAAAAUUUGCGUUUUUCAAAUUUUUGAUUAAGAUUACUUAAUUAGUUACUGUUAAUUUGAAACGAUGUUCGAUUUAAAAGUGCUUCCACUUACACACAUCCACACGCACACGCACUUUCAUGUUACUAUGAAUGGUUACCAUUAGUUAUCAAAAACCGUACCGAACACAAAUUGCGAUGCAGAAACUCUGUUUCUGCUACCCAGUAUUCCAAUCAGUUAUAGCCGGGACAGCACCCAACUUUUGCCACCGUACGUUAUCGUAACGCUGUUUGGUUGUUGUAUUCGAGCGUUCGCCAGUUCGAUUGUGCAGUACUAGAGUCACGAAACCAGUUACCAUAUAUCCAAAAACAUAGAAUCUCAAUAGUCACCUAAUUUCAACGCUCGAUGUUAUUAUGGAGUAUUUUUUUCGAUUCGGUUUACAUUUUUAUAUUUGCUGUCAGCCUCAAAUUCGGCGAAAAACGUGUGAACGGAUUGUUUUCCUGCAUAUUCUAUUUUAUGUGAUUUAAUAAAAUUAUUGAUUUGA